Molecule: messenger RNA, 1308 nt
Organism: Lachancea thermotolerans CBS 6340
Lineage: Eukaryota; Fungi; Ascomycota; Saccharomycetes; Saccharomycetales; Saccharomycetaceae
Gene: RVS167
Product: amphiphysin
Exons: 1
Coding region: 1-1308 (435 amino acids)
Biological process (GO): plasma membrane tubulation; actin cortical patch localization; endocytosis
Cellular component (GO): mating projection tip; actin cortical patch; Rvs161p-Rvs167p complex
Molecular function (GO): lipid binding; protein binding
Source: RefSeq, a predicted model, not a curated record
AUGAGUUUCAAAGGGCUCACCAAGGCGGUGACAAGAGCACCUCAAAAUUUUAGACAAAAGUUCAAUAUGGGACAGCAAACUGAGGAUGCUGUUUAUGAAGACGCAGAAAGACGGUUCAAGGAGCUCGAAACUGAAACCAAAAAACUGAGUGACGAGUCAAAGAGAUACUUCUCCGCGGUAAACGGCAUGCUUAACCACCAGAUUGGCUUUGCGAAAGCCAUGGAAGAAAUCUUCAAGCCUAUCAGCGGAAAAAUAAGUGAUCCCAACGCAUCCAUUCCUGAGGAUAAUCCUGAGGGUAUUGAGGCUAGCGAACAGUAUCGUACCCUAGUUGCCGAACUGCAGGCAACUCUAAAACCUGAUUUGUCGCUAAUUGAGGAGAAAAUCGUAAAACCAUCUCAAGAGCUGUUGAAAGUUAUUGACUACAUCCGUAAAAUGGCUACAAAGAGGAACCACAAGAAACUGGAUCUUGACCGCCACUUAAACACCUACUCCAAGUAUGAAAACAAGAAGGAGCCCACCCCCAAAGACGAGGAGAAAUUGUAUAAGGCACAAGCCCAGAUGGAAGUCGCUCAGCAGGAGUACGACUACUACAAUGAUAUGUUAAAAACAGAGCUGCCUUUGUUGUUCCAGCUUGAAGCCGAGUUCGUGAAACCCCUGUUCGUGUCCUUCUACUACAUGCAACUCAAUAUCUUUUACAGCUUGUACAACCGCAUGCAAGACAUGAAGAUCCCGUACUUCGACCUCGAUACUGACAUUAUGGAGGCCUUUGUUGCAAAGCGCGGCAACAUCGAGGAGCAGACAGACUCCUUAACCAUCACACGCUUUAGAGUCGGCUAUGGAAAGGCUAAGCUCGAAAUGACAAAGAAGCGGUACGGAGUGCAGUCUCCAACCAGUCCCGGCUCACCAGUAUCUGCCCAGUCACCUGUUUUCGCGUCAACUCCUACGACUCCCUCGUUUGCGCAACCACAGCAGCAGCAGCAACAGUACGCCCCUCCUCCAUACGGACAGCCUCAGGUUGCGGGAGCCCAGCAGCAAUACCAGUACCCUGCGGAGAAAGCUUCCUACACUCCUCAACCCGCUUCCGCUUACACUGCAUACACCCCCCCUACAACUGCUCCUGCUUCAGCCCCAGAAACGGUGACUGCCCUUUACGACUACCAGGCACAGGCGGAAGGUGACCUUACUUUCCCUGCGGGUGCCAUCAUUGAAGUGGUGGAGCGCACAAACGACACUAAUGGCUGGUGGACGGGUCGCUACAAUGGCUACCAGGGGGUUUUCCCAGGAAACUAUGUUCAGCUCAACAAAUGA